This is a messenger RNA of Triticum dicoccoides, 878 nucleotides long. RefSeq names its product CASP-like protein 5B3. Gene Ontology annotation, cellular component: membrane. NCBI's taxonomy places the organism in Eukaryota, Viridiplantae, Streptophyta, Magnoliopsida, Poales, Poaceae. The coding region runs from base 178 to 645 and encodes 155 amino acids. The record is from RefSeq and is a predicted model, not a curated record. The transcript has 3 exons.
CUCAGUGAUUACCUCUCCGGCUCCUGAUCAUAGCCAUCACCUUCCCCUCCCCACACACGAGCUAAGCGCACACAGCAGCUGCCACAGAUCCACGCCAGGAAGGACUCCAUCGGCUUCUCCGCCUCACCUCCCCGCAGCAAGCAGAGCAGAGCAGAGCCGAGGCAGGCAGAGCAGGGGAUGAAGCACGUAGUGGGAAGCCCGGGAACAUGGAGCGGCAUGGCGCUGCGGCUGUCACAGUGCGUCUUCGCCGCCGCGUCCACCUUCUCCAUGGUCUCCGGCUUCGGCUACUCCAACUACAGCGCCUUCUUCUAUAUGAAUCUAGCGUUGAUCCUGCAGAUUAUGUGGAGUUUGGGCCUUGCUUGUAAGGAUAUCUUUGCUCUAAGGAAUAAAAAGGAUCUUCACACCCCGGAUAAUCUAUUUAUCAUUGUUGUGGUUGACUGGGUCGUGGCGGUUUUCAUGUUCUCAGCAGCCUGUGCCUCCGCGAGCCUGACAAUUUUCUUCAUGUGGGAUGUGCAAUUCUGCAAGACAUACUCGAAGCUGGCCUGCCGGCAGUUCGCUCUUUCGGUCGUCCUGGCGUUCAUCACGUGGUUGCUGCAAGCUGCUUCUUCUUUCUCCGGAUUCUGGCUACUGGUUUCGUUCUCCUAGUGAUCUCACGUGCUCAUAAUCGCCAUCACGUCAGGCUAAUUGUCAGUCAGGACUCAGGAGGGUAAAUCGGUUGAAAUGUGCUCGGGACACUUGCUAAUUUCAUCCCUUGUGGUGGAACAGUUACUGCUUGAUGAUGCGGGAUUCAUUAAUAUUAAGAGUAGUAUAUGAGAUAACUCGCCAUCGAAGGUACCUGAAAAAUGCCCUGGUUAUUGUGCAAUGGAAUUUUAUAUCUC